AUGGUUGCCUUCACCUCCGUCCUCCUCGGCCUCUCCGCCAUUGGCUCUGCCUUCGCCGCCCCCGUUGCCGAUGUCCCUGACUUCGAGUUCUCCGGCCCCAAGCACUUGGCUGCCCGCCAGGACUACAACCAGAACUACAAGACUGGUGGUAACAUCCAGUACAACCCCACCAGCAACGGUUACUCCGUCACCUUCUCUGGCGCCCAGGACUUCGUCCUUGGCAAGGGCUGGAGGCAAGGUACUACCAGGACCGUCAAGUACACUGGUUCCACCCAGGCCCAGGCCGGUACUGUCCUCGUCGCUCUCUACGGCUGGACCAAGGGCAGCAAGCUCGUCGAGUACUACAUCCAGGACUUCACCUCUGGCGGCUCUGGCUCCGCCCAGGGCCAGAAGAUGGGCCAAGUCACCUGCGACGGCUCCGUCUACGACAUCUGGCAGCACACCCAGGUGAACCAGCCUUCCAUCGUCGGCACGACCACCUUCGUCCAGUACAUCAGCAACCGCGUCAGCAAGCGCUCCACCGGCGGUACCAUCACCACCAAGUGCCACUUCGACGCCUGGGCCAAGCUCGGCAUGAACCUUGGUAACCAGUGGGACUACCAGACCAUCUCCACUGAGGGCUGGGGCAACGCUGCUGGAAAGUCCCAGUACACUGUCUCCGCUGCUUAA
This is a messenger RNA of Bipolaris victoriae FI3, 669 nucleotides long. Its product is annotated as glycoside hydrolase family 11 protein. Gene Ontology annotation, molecular function: hydrolase activity, hydrolyzing O-glycosyl compounds. The transcript has 2 exons. Gene Ontology annotation, biological process: xylan catabolic process. The record is from RefSeq and is a predicted model, not a curated record. Bases 1 to 669 code for a protein of 222 amino acids. Lineage: Eukaryota; Fungi; Ascomycota; Dothideomycetes; Pleosporales; Pleosporaceae.